Ornithodoros turicata is the source of this 2797-nucleotide messenger RNA. RefSeq names its product MFS-type transporter SLC18B1-like. Gene Ontology annotation, biological process: transmembrane transport. Gene Ontology annotation, molecular function: transmembrane transporter activity. The transcript is spliced from 14 exons. NCBI's taxonomy places the organism in Eukaryota, Metazoa, Arthropoda, Arachnida, Ixodida, Argasidae. The record is from RefSeq and is a predicted model, not a curated record. Bases 863 to 2407 code for a protein of 514 amino acids.
UCAAGUUCCAAGUUACGCGCUGCGUAUAUGCCGUAUCACACGUGCAAAAGCUUCCCGAAUGAAGCGCGUAUCACGUGUAACGCAUCCCUCCGACGAGUUCUCCGAUUGUUUUAAGACUCAUGAACGGUUGUCUCUUGAAAACGUCGUCUGCGAAAACAUAUCCGUGCCGACGUGCUUCCGCUGUUAUAUUCUGCGUGCGGAAAAUCGCCUCCAAUAUGCGAUAUCAAACGGAACCUACAGUGCAUAUAGUUGGCUCGCAAAGACUCCCUGAGGAUAUGCGAGGGAGGAUGUCGGAAUAAACGCGCGAGGUGUUGUGGUGACUCAAGCGACAGCUGUUUGUGAGGUGAACCUUUUAUCUAGGGUCCGAAAUUUAAGUGGCCGCGCUCCAUUCUUCCGCGAGUUUUGGAAAGCUUCGAAAGCUUUCACAAGUCGCUGUGUGCUAUUGUUGUUGUGGCAGCACGGUCUACGUCAUUCAUUUCUCGCUGCGGGGCAACACGCAUUGGGUGCAAGGAGAAAAGUUCAUGGGGGAGUAGAGCUCGCUUCAAGACAUUUGGCAUCCCACGCCGCCUGUUCAGCAAGCCCACCGAGGACUGCAGUCAAGGAUCCGGCGGAAUUAUAUUACCGAAUGGAUAAUGGAAUAAAAGCUAUUUAUGUGAAUCAAAUAAGCUCAGCAAACACGAACAAGACAACCGUGCCGCUUGUUAAUUCACAUGAAGACUAGGCUAAAUAAUCGAAACACCGCAGUCCACAUCAAUCGGUAUCAGUCAUUAACAUCGACGCUAUAACAACCCUAGUGGAACAAAAGAAUAGGCACUUGACGGACAUCAAAUACUCAACUUUGCGGACACGGCGGUGGCCCAGAAUGGUCCAUCAACAUUGUUCAGGAGGUUCAUCAACGGGGUACGUGUAUGACAACCAAGAGUUCGAAAGCGAUCAAGUACCGAAUCGUCCAGAAGGCCAACGGAUGAAUCAUGCAGACUCACUCGAAGAAACCCCAUCCACCUCCGGAUAUUCUUCCACGAGCAGUUCGACAAGAGCUCCUGAAGACAGGUCACUUUUAGGACGUUUCCGUCGGAAAGCGUGGCUCCUUCCAAUCAUCCACACCCAGUUCUGGUUUGCUGCUUGCUUCUCGCUCAUGGCGCCGUACUUUCCACAUCUAGCUGAAUCGAAGGGCAUCGCAGCGUGGAAAUACGGCUUUGUGUUUUCUUCUUUCAAGAUGGCCAUGCUUCUGGGUUCCAUCUGCGGCGACAAACUGAUGAUGUGCCUCACACCAUCCCGGGUGUACCUCGGUGGUCAAGCGGGAUUCUUCUCUUUCAUGGUUAUGUUUGGGGCUAUCUACUGGUCACCAGGAGGCGACGUCCUCUUAGGCCUUGCCAUUGCAGUCGCACUGUUUGGGGGUUUCAUGUCUGCCAUGUACUCAGUGAGCAUGUACUCAAUCGUCACAGAACGGUUCACAGCCAAUACAGGGAUCAUUAUUGCAUGCAUGGAGUGCCUAUGGGGAAUCGGCGGCAUGACAGGUUCUGCUCUUGGUGGUGUGCUUAUUGACCUGUGGAAGUACCCUCUACCGUUUUUCGUCAUCGGAGGAGUCAUGAUGCUUUCCCUCCCGGUCAUAGCAAGGCGGGGCCCCAUUCCCAGAAAGCACAGGCGUGUCAUAACGGGUAGCAGUUCUGCGGAGCACGUCAGGUACUACAAGGCGUUCUGUGAUCCGAUCUUCUUAGCCGACAUGGUGACUGUUAUGCUGAGUUGGAUUAUCAUGGCAUUCAAUGAACCGACCCUCGAGCCUUAUCUACACCAGUUUCACCUGACGAGUACUCAGACCGGAGCAGUGUUCACGGUGCAGUUCGCGAGCUACUGCAUCGCUACUGUGCCCGCGGGAAUACUCUGCAGCUAUCAUCUAGAAGAGUGUUUUAUGUUCUUCGGCCAGUGUCUGACUGCCACAGCCUACCUCAUAUUGGGACCUGCUCCUUUUCUGCCAGGACCUCCGAGGCUAUGGAUGAUCUACCUCUCUCAAGUGUUUACUGGUGUCGGCAUGUCAGCUCAAUUCGUCUGUUCUUUCAGCCACGCUCUUAAGAGGCUUAUCAAGAAAGGUUACCCGGAUACAAUACGAACGAGCGGUUUCGUGUCCAGCUGCAUGUUCACGUUUCUAGUCUUUGGUGCAAUCACCACUCCACCGAUAGCGGGAUAUCUGGUCGAAAAACUGGGUUACAGGUUGGGAUCUAUGCCGCUUUUCGCCAUCCUCACCUUGUGGAGCGUCGUAACCCUCACGCUAUGGAUCAACUCGCUGUGCUGCAGCAAGAGCGCAGCACCAAGGACGGACGAAUCCCUGGCGGAGAGUUACCCGGUAAUAAAUACGAGCGUGGAAGAGGCUGUUGUGGACUAUGGCUCGCUGCAGAGGAGAACGUCAUGAUAUCAUAUCGGCGUAACUAUAUGCGUCAACUACUGCCCUGGAACAGCCUUUGUGUUUGACCUUAUUCAGCAACGCUGACAAGAAGGUGUGCAAAAGGGUUGUUGGAGGACAAUACAGAGGGCGACCUCGUGCAAUGCGCGCAACACAUUAGAGUAAUAUCGCCUGCACUGUGCACCUCGCAUUGUUAGGUAGUACACGGUAGGUAGGUAUCACACUGGUGGUACACUUCGGGUACAGUGUGUAUGUGUACCACCAGGCAGAAGCUGUCGUCGAGGUUACGUCUAGACUUGUUGUAGAAAUGGAUGCGGUGGACACAGCGGCAAAACGUAUGUGCGAUUCUGGGAAGUGUAAUAACAAGAAAACGGUAUUAAAGGUACUUUGGACCGCUCA